UCACGGCCUGGUGCAACUCCCACCUGCGCAAGGCAGGGACACAGAUUGAGAACAUUGAAGAGGACUUCCGGGAUGGCCUGAAGCUCAUGCUGCUCCUGGAGGUCAUCUCAGGCGAACGCUUGGCAAAGCCAGAGAGAGGCAAGAUGCGAGUGCACAAGAUCUCCAACGUCAACAAGGCCCUGGAUUUCAUAGCCAGCAAAGGGGUCAAGCUGGUAUCCAUCGGAGCCGAAGAAAUCGUGGACGGGAAUGUGAAGAUGACCCUGGGCAUGAUCUGGACCAUCAUCCUUCGUUUUGCCAUCCAGGACAUCUCGGUGGAAGAGACAUCAGCUAAAGAAGGGUUGCUCCUGUGGUGUCAGCGGAAGACAGCCCCAUAUAAAAAUGUCAACAUCCAGAACUUCCAUAUCAGUUGGAAGGAUGGUCUUGGUUUCUGUGCCUUGAUCCACCGACACCGGCCUGAGCUGAUUGACUAUGGAAAGCUGCGGAAGGAUGAUCCACUCACAAACUUAAACACAGCCUUUGAUGUGGCAGAGAAGUUUUUGGACAUCCCUAAGAUGCUGGAUGCUGAAGACAUCGUCGGAACUGCCCGGCCGGAUGAGAAAGCCAUUAUGACUUAUGUGUCUAGCUUCUACCAUGCCUUCUCGGGAGCCCAGAAGGCGGAAACCGCAGCUAAUCGCAUCUGCAAAGUGUUGGCUGUCAAUCAAGAGAACGAACAGCUUAUGGAAGACUACGAGAAGCUGGCCAGUGACCUGCUGGAGUGGAUCCGCCGCACCAUCCCGUGGCUGGAGAACCGGGUGCCCGAGAAGACCAUGCACGCCAUGCAGCAGAAGCUGGAGGACUUCCGAGACUACCGGCGCCUGCACAAGCCGCCCAAGGUGCAGGAGAAGUGCCAGCUGGAGAUCAACUUCAACACGCUGCAGACCAAGCUGCGGCUCAGCAACCGGCCCGCCUUCAUGCCCUCCGAGGGCAGGAUGGUCUCG
Molecule: messenger RNA, 977 nt
Organism: Psammomys obesus (fat sand rat)
Lineage: Eukaryota; Metazoa; Chordata; Mammalia; Rodentia; Muridae
Product: alpha-actinin-1-like
Exons: 9
Biological process (GO): muscle cell development; actin cytoskeleton organization
Cellular component (GO): Z disc; stress fiber; cell projection
Molecular function (GO): actin filament binding
Source: RefSeq, a predicted model, not a curated record